Molecule: messenger RNA, 3834 nt
Organism: Didymosphaeria variabile
Lineage: Eukaryota; Fungi; Ascomycota; Dothideomycetes; Pleosporales; Didymosphaeriaceae
Exons: 4
Coding region: 1-3834 (1277 amino acids)
Source: RefSeq, a predicted model, not a curated record
AUGUACCGCGGCUACAAGAAGCGCAACCUGGAGCUCGACGCACUUACCGAGAACCAGCCGCCUUACCUCGCCAACACCAAGACAUCGAUUGUAGUGCAAGAUUUCAAGGACGUCGAAGAUGAAGCCACUCUCCAACAACUUCACGAGUAUCUGUUUAAGAAGUAUGUCUUGCUCGACAGAGUCAUCAAAGCUCGUAAGCUUCACCAUAGCCACUUCUACGCUGUGGACAUGGACUACGGCCACGAAAAGUACCUGACGAAGCUUCUCAAUGACAAGCACGUGAUGGCAAGAGCUUUGGAACGCCUUGGUAAACGCGGUGCAGAGGUUGUGCACAGAAAGAAAGAGUGGCUCGGUUGGGUCAGGAUUCGCCAAGAGGAAGAAGAAAGCCAGCGUGAGAACGAGAGCAAAAAGGUCAAGCUCGAAGCUCUGCUCUUCAAACGCCACGAGAAGGAUCUCCAGCGUCAGCAACGGGAGAUCGCUGCCAAAGAGGACAAGAAACGUGAAGAGGAGUAUCUACAUGGCGCAUUCGAGCAACGUCUAUCUGAAAUGUCUGAAGAGGAGCAAGAUGACUGGGACCCAGUUCAGGAUAUUUUCGGCUACGAACGCGCUAACUACGUCGACCUGAUCAAACUCUUCCUAAUGCUUCAAGAUCAUAGUACCUCGACUGCGCCGAAGGAGGAUGGUGACCUCACUGCUGCAGCUGGACCCAGCACGUCCGAGCCUGAAAAGGAGAAGCCUCUUUCUAAGAGCGCGAAGAAAAGAGCCAGGAAGGCCAAUGCGGAACAGAAGAAACUUGAGGACCCCACUAAACCAUCAUCUGACGAGAAGGGGCCCAAAACCAUUGAGAUGGAGACCAGAUCUCAGAUGCGAGAUAGGCUGCGUAAGCCUGUCAGGUAUGAGCGACCCAUGGGAUUCUACACACCCUCGCCUAGUGGACCCACCGGUAUACACGCCGAAACAAAGCCUAUUCCCGAGGAUGAGCUUGAAAUUUUACUGGAAGAGGUCGUUGAGGUCAAGCAUUUGCUCUUUUGUCGGCUCCUACUGUCUCACGCAACUCUACUGCCGAUCGCACUUCGAUCGGAUAGCAUUGAGGAUUUCCUGGUCGAUGACGAUGUGACUCGAGAACAUUUGCGUGAUCUGUGCCUGAAGCUUGAGCGUCCAGGCCUGCAGGAUGUUCGAGAUGCUUGUGCUGAUUUUGUACGUGGAGAAGACAGAACAUCAGAAGAGCACGACGCAGUCAGACCGGAGGACGAUGACGACAAUCAGAAAGACAACAUUCCAGAUAAAUAUGCUCUCAGAUUCCGCGACAAAUCCCGUCUCCCAGAGAAGUACCAGACGAAGCGCGAAAAGGCUGCCAGGAUUGCUAAGCAAGAGCAGAAAAUUUGGGGUCAAGAAGGAAAAGACGCCAUAGUGGAGUUUGACGAUGACGUGGAUGAAACCGGUUAUGAACGCAAACGAACGCGCAUCAAAGUGUGCGGUCGCUACAUGUACAAUUAUCCAUCCGAGAAGGCCCUUGGCCGCGGUGGAUGGUACCACUUCUCCGUCAUCGCGAAGGACUCCAGUUUGUACGAUGCAAUUGAGCUCUGUCGCAAUUGGAAUGAGUUCUUUGAACUCAACAUCCUUGCUAUACAUCAUUACUUUCCGGCGCCUAAGUGGACUAGGUUCGUGGGCGACAUUAUGCGCCAACAGCUGCUACAGCUUGGUUUUAUCCCGUACUUUGUGAGUGACCACGCGGAAAAAGUGACCCAUUACUUCCAGACUGGCUCUCGUGGAAUGGCCCGUCGUUCUCAUCAGUUCACCGAGAUGAGAAACUUCAUCUGCGGAAAUAUCAAAAGAGAUGAUGCUGUCAGCCGCCGCUUCAUUCAGUACCUAUCCAUGGAGACAUGGGAGAUACGCGCUCUGGUCCGUGACCGAAAGACAGGCAAAAUCCUUGUUCGACCUCCAGAAGAGGAAUUUUGGCUCCUCCGCGAGAAGGCUGGUUGGGGUCGCGCUAGUAAGAACGAAUUUGAGACCAUCAUCGAAAUUGGUGCCGAAUUCUUUGAGACCGUGGAAGACUCCAGGAAGUGGCAUUUCGGCUUUGAAGAGUACUACGAUGUCUACGUCUGGGAUGCAGACCCUGGAAAACCCUACUUUGCACUGCAGCGCAGACUUGAAGAGCUUCUGGCUCGAGCCAUCCGCGUCAAGGACGUAAAGGACAUGUUCAAGAUCUGCGCUCCAAUCUUUGAAUCAAUUACAAUCGAGAAGGACACCUCGAGGGUGCGCUCGAUCAAAUCCGGGGAAGAGGUCGAGACCAUGUGGGAUUUCCUGAGAGCCAACGCGCAUGCGUUUCAGUACAAUCCUGGCAAUGAGAAUCCGCAGACCAUGAAUGAAGGGAUCGACCAGACAUUCGUCUACACUGAGGCGGAUGAAAUCGAAGAUUCCAUUCUAUUUCCUGAAGAGGGUACCGGUGAGAUGAAGGACAACGUGUUCCGAGCGAAUCCGAGCUUAUUGGAGAUGUUCGAGAAGAAGCCCACGAUCGACCUUCGACGCUUUGCGAGGGACCUCGACUCUGAUGAGGAGCUAUCGGAAGACGACACCCUGGGUAGUGACGACGGUUCUGACGUCGACGCCGUGGAUGACGAUGGUGAUGAAGACUGGGAGACCGAUGAGGAUGAAAUGGACGAAGACUCUGACGGUGACUUCGAUUACUCUUUUGCAAACACAGGGGAUGUGGAGACUGCGAUGGAAAUCUUGGAGGACCAAUUCAGGUCCAAGACAAUCUACGCAAGAGGCGACCUAUCGCACAACGCUAUGAGGAAGGAGAUCCAUUGGCGAUUCAUGGCUUCCGUUAUGGACGACAUCGUUAUGACCAGUCUCAAUCGCGGACCUUUCGAACUCUGCAAGUUCAUGGAAAUGGCACCUCUAUUCGCGCAGGAACGAAGAAUUGUCGACGACGCUUUCAACGCUUACGCUGCAAUCGCGCUUUUCUUCGACACCCAAGCCUUUCUCAACUCGGAGAAGGGCCAAAUGUUCAAAGACUCCAACCUCAUCGACCAAGUCGAACGCGCAAAGUACGUCCCCGACCGCCGCACCCACAAAUCCAACAAAACAAUGCCCAAAUCUUUCUGGGAAGGAUGGGACCGCCUCCGCCGCGACAACAACCGCGAGGUAAACGACAACACCUACGAUAUCGUGCCCCUCGAGUGGCGCAAAGCCAUGCGUCCCGCUAUAAUCCGUCUCUUCAAAGCUGGCAUCAUUCAAAACUCUUACGCCGAUGGCGCCGACGGCUUUGCAACCGCUGGCGCUGAGCCAGGACACCCACUAGAUCUCUACAUCGAUUGGCGCAUGAACAUGCCCCGCGCACAGGUCCUCUCGCACCUCGUUGACCCCACGCCCUUUGACCGCGCAUACCUCCUCGACAAAGCACGCAAGUUCAAGGAAAACCACCAUUCAGCGUGCUUUUCCGCACUCCGCAUGUGGUCCGCACCGCACUUCUACCCGCUCAUGCUCGGCAUCGAUAAGCGCAAAAUGGUCGCCUUCCUUGACGACCGCGAGCGCCUCUGGGAAUUCAAGUUCAUCCCCAAGGACAUGCCGUAUAGCGAGUGGAGUGUCCAUCAGCAACUGAGUUUAAGGCUGGAACCGUGGCGUAAGAUGCUGAGGAAUGAGAAGGUAAUUGUGGCCAGGGAUUUGAUCUUGGUGAUGGGGGAGGAUAGGGGGGAGUGUAGGCGGUUGAGUGAGGGGGUUACCUGGGCGGUUACGACGAAGCCUUGGAGGUUGGAGAUUGACUUCUGGAGGAGCUUUGUGGGAGUCGAUCUGAAAUUUCUCGAGGACUUGGAUGAGAAGUGGUUGGAAUGA